Messenger RNA from Oncorhynchus keta (chum salmon), 3685 nucleotides. RefSeq names its product serine/threonine-protein kinase VRK1-like. Gene Ontology annotation, cellular component: nucleus; cytoplasm. Gene Ontology annotation, molecular function: ATP binding; protein serine/threonine kinase activity. Bases 149 to 1498 code for a protein of 449 amino acids. The record is from RefSeq and is a predicted model, not a curated record. The transcript is spliced from 13 exons. Gene Ontology annotation, biological process: peptidyl-serine phosphorylation; signal transduction. Lineage: Eukaryota; Metazoa; Chordata; Actinopteri; Salmoniformes; Salmonidae.
UGUAAAUAUGCAAAUGUCAGAAAGUGUUUCUGACCAAUAGGCUUGAGCAGUGUUGCAGAAUGCGCCAAUCGAUUUCCGGUUGGACUGCAGUGCGGGAAUUUUUGAGAAGCAUCGAGUAUAGCUUGGAAUUAACAAUAAAGUCAACGAGAUGCCCCCUAAAGCCAAGGCAGCAGGGAAGGGCAGAGGACCAGAAAAGAGAAAGCUUGCUGAGGAGUUCCCCCCUGGAGAAGUACUUACAGAUACUGGCAAGAAGUCCUGGAAACUGGGAGCCCCCAUUGGACAGGGCGGCUUCGGACUGCUCUAUCUGGCCGAUGAGAAUUCAUCUAAAACGGUUGGUGCUGGUGCCCCAUAUGUCAUCAAAGUGGAGCCCAGUGACAACGGACCACUGUUCUCAGAGCUCAAGUUCUACAUGCGAGCUGCCAAGCCGGAUCAAAUUCAGAGUUGGAUGAAGUCUCACAAGACAAAGUAUUUGGGAGUGCCAAAGUACUGGGGGUCUGGACUGCAUGAGAAAGGAGGGAACAGGUACAGGUUCAUGGUGAUGGACCGGUUUGGGACGGACCUGCAGAAGAAGUUUGAGGAGAGUGGGAGGAGGUUCCCCCGAAAACUGGUCCUGCAGCUCGGCCUGAGACUCCUUGACAUUCUGGAGUACAUCCAUGAGCAUGAGUAUGUCCACGCUGACAUCAAAGCAUCCAACCUCCUCCUCAGCCACAACAACCCCAAUCAGGUUUAUUUAGUAGAUUAUGGGCUGGCCUAUAGGUACUCUCCUGAAGGCAUACUGAAGGAGUACAAGGAGGACCCUAAGAGGUGCCACGACGGGACCAUCGAGUUCACCAGCAUCGACGCACACAAAGGAGUCUCACCUUGUAGAAGGAGUGAUCUGGAGAUCCUGGGGUACUGUAUGGUCCAGUGGCUCUGUAGUAAAUUGCCCUGGGAAGACAAGCUGAAAGAUUCCCUCUACGUCAGAGACUCAAAACUACGAUGCAGAGAUAACAUCUCAGACUUCAUGUCUCAAUGUUUCUCCUCACAAGACAAGCCAGACGAACUUCAGAAGUUUAUGGAGGAGGUGAAGACUCUAAGCUACACAGACAAGCCGGCCUAUCAGAAGCUCCGGUCCAUUCUGGAGGCGGGGCUUAAGUCGAUCGGCGCCAAAGAUGACGACAAGCUGGAGUUCUCAUCGGUCAACGGAGUCGGGCCAUUGUCCUCUGUCGAGAAGACUCCCAAAAGAAAGAGAGCGGUAGAUUAUAAAGGGGAGGCUAAUGACGAGACCGACGGCACUCCCGCCAAGAAAAGAAAAGCUGAAAAGAAAGAGGUGAAUGGAGUGAAAAGGGUAGUCAUCCCCAAGAAGAAAGCGACCCUUAAAAAGAAUGCUGCUAGCCCGAAGAAGAAGGCUGCUAGCCCCAAGAAGAUACUGGUGGAGAUGGCUACUCAGACCACUCCUGGCCUGAAGAGAGGCAGAGGUAGACCCAAGAAAAAGGCAGACCCAUUCAAAUCAGAAUGAGUUGAGUUGUACUUCUCAUUCUGUGUUCCUGCCACCCUUUAAUUUGAACUACUUUGCAGAUAUGAAACAAACAAUCAUAAUAUCAGACAAAAAAAUGUCAAAUUCCCAGUUUACGCUACAAAAUCAACUUUGUAACAGUUUUAAAAAUCGCUUCUAUUUGACUAAACAGUCCAUGAUGUAGACUAAGGCAUUGUUGGCAGAAUAGAUGGAUGCAGUUCAAUGCAUGAUUCAGGCAGGGUAGCCUAGUGGUUAGAACGUUGGACUAGUAACCAGAAGGUUGCGAGUUCAAACCCCCGAGCUGACAAGGUACAAAUCUGUCGUUCUGCCCCUGAACAGGCAGUUAACCCACUGUUCCUAGGCCGUCAUUGAAAAUAAGAAUUUGUUCUUAACUGAUCUUGCCUAGUUAAAUAAAGGUAAAAUAAAUAAAAUAAAAAUAAAAAAUUAUUCACCAAUACAUUUCUUGGUAGUCCCAAAAAUAUUAGGCUAUCAGGUUGUAAAUCACAGCUGUUUUAGCCAAAUGCAUUUAAACUCAGUUUUUCACAAUUCCUGACAUUUAAUCCUACUAAAAAUUCCCUGUCUUUGGUCAGUUAGGAUCACCACUUUAUUUUAAGAAUGUGAAAUGUCAGAAUAAUAGAGUAUUUCUAGGACAUUUCUCUAAAAAGUAUGAUCUUUGUCCCCAUGUGCAGCUGCAAACCGUAGUCUGGCAUUUUUAUGGCGCUUUUGGAGCAGUGGCUUCUUCCUUGCUGAGCGGCCUUUCAGGUUAUGUCGAUAUAGGACUUGUUUUUCUGUGGAUAUAGAUACUUCUGUACCUGUUUCCUCCAGCAUCUUCACAAGGUCCUUUGCUGUUCUGGGAUUGAUUUGCACUUUCCGCAUCAUCUCUAGGAGACGGAACGCGUCUCCUUCCCGAGCGGUAUGACGGCUGUGUGGUCCCAUAGUGUUUAUACUUGUGUACUAUUGUUUGUACAGAUGAACAUGGUACCUUCAGGCGUUUGGAACUUGCUCCCAAGGAUGAAUCAGACUUGUGGAGGUUUUACACAUUUUUUUCUGAGGUCUUGUCUGAUUUCUUUUGAUUUUCCCAUGAUGUCAAGCAAAGAUACAUCCACAGGUACACCCCCAAUUGACUCAAAGGAUGUCAAUUAGCCUAUCAGAAGCUUCUAAAGCCAUGACAUCAUUUUCUGGAAUUUUCCAAGCUGUUUAAAAGGCACAGUCAACUUAGUAUAUGUAAACUUCUGACCACCUGGAAUUGUGAUACAGUGAAUUAUAAGUGAAAUAAUCUGUCUGUAAACAAUUGUUGGAAAAAUGAGUAAUGUCCUAACCGACUUGCCAAAACUAUAGUUUGUUAACAAGAAAUGUGUGGAGUGGUUGAAAAACGAGUUUAAUGACUCCAACCUAAGUAUAUGUAAACUUAUGACUUCAACUGUAUCUAUUGUCCCUUUUGUUAGAUUUUAGCUCAUCUUGCUCAGCCUAGCAUUAGUUGUUCUUGUUGAUUUGCAUAACUGAGGGAGAGAGAGCCCACCUCUCAAUGAUUGUAAAGUUCCCAAAUGUAAUUCGGUUCACUCUGUGGUGUUUCCGUAUUUGCAGAAUUCCAUUCAGGUAUAUUUUUGUUGCAUUUAUCGAAUGUGCUCAAAUGAUCUAAAAGUUGCGCUGUUGUAGCUGCCUGUAAACACACAGUCCAGUUCAAAGUGAAUGCUGGCAGGCCUGUCUGGCAAAUGGUUUGUUUGUAUAAAGCCCUACUGUAGCUCCGAUUGCCUACAGCACACCAGUCUGUGUAGACUUGGACAAGACGGAUGUUUUUAUUAGACACCGCAGUAAAUAAAACCUAUUACUUGUCCAAACUCACUGCCAAUUUCCCACUCUAUAUUGCUGUAGAAAUUUCACAACCACCUUAGUAUAUGUAAAUCCCAAACAUUCUAAGAAUUUAUGAAAAAAAUGUUGAAACAACAUUAUCUAAGUGCUUGUCAGAAUGUUUCUAAGUGUCAUUCUUCCCGGGGGUGUAUAUGAACAGAUUUUAAUACGAUUUCAUAUUUCUAAAAUGCUGUCAGUUCCACUUUAAGAGAGACUCCUUUUUUAAAAAAGUUUGUACAGUAUCAUUUAUCUGUUCUGCAUUGCAUUUUUUUUUUUUGACAUUUCGUUUUGUUAACACGCAAGGCCUUCUGUAAGUUGGAUAAUAAAAUACUAAUGAUGUGA